GCAGGGAGAAGAUGCACAGAUAAGGCAAGACGAGAGUGAUUCCCGGGAGCAGAAGACUUGGACAGCAAGAGGAACGAGAGUUAGAGGACGAGAGGGACCAAAUACACAGAGAGGGGUAAAAGUAGGGAGGAGAGACAGGUCUGCCGACAGGUAUGCAUAGUCCUGUGAGUGGGGUAUCAGAAGGGGUAUCUCUGGAAUCCUUUGAAGAAUCUGACUUGCACAGAGAAGCCAUGCAGGGAGUCCUGGAGACACCCACCGAUAUCCCUCCUUCUUCUGACCUGGAUUUGAUCUUCCUCAAAGGCAUUAUGGAAAGCCCAAUGGCUCAUGAGCGGAUGGAGGAGACGCGUCUGGAAGCUGUUCGGGAAAAUAACCUGCAGCUGGUGCAGGAGAUUCUGCAGGAUAUGGCUGGAGUGAGAGAUCCUAGCAGGGCAGCAACUGAGUUGCAGGCAAUCCUUCAAGAACCUCACUUCCAGUCCCUUUUACAGACCCAUGAUUCUGUGGCAUCCAAAAAUUAUGAGACUCCUCCACCCAGUCCAUUGUUGGACCCCACACUGAAUAACCAGCCGGUUCCACCGGAUGCAGUGCGCAUGGUGGGAGUCAGAAAGAAUGCUGGAGAGCACUUGGGUGUGACCUUCCGUGUGGAGGGGGGAGAGUUGGUUAUUGCCCGGAUUCUGCAUGGAGGAGUGAUUGACCAGCAAGGUCUGCUGCAUGUUGGAGAUGUGAUUCGAGAGGUGAAUGGCAAGGAGGUGGGGAGCGACCCCCAAGCCCUACAGGAGAUGCUACGGGAGGCCAGUGGGAGUGUGGUGUUAAAAAUACUACCAAGCUACCAGGAGCAGCACCCCCUGCGGCAGGUGUUUGUAAAAUGCCACUUCAGUUAUGAUCCAUCAAAUGACAGCCUGAUCCCUUGUAAGGAGGCCGGGUUGGCUUUCCGAGCUGGAGAUCUCCUCCAGAUCGUCAACCAAGAGGACCCCAACUGGUGGCAAGCAUGCCUGGUAAAGGGUGGCACAGCUGGUCUGAUACCCAGCCAGUUACUGGAGGAGAAGAGGAAGGCAUUUGUAAAGCGUGAUGGAGAGCUGACCCCAAAUUCCAGUGCACUCUGCGGAAGUAUCGGUGGAAAGAAAAAGAAAAGGAUUAUGUAUGUUACCACAAAAAAUGCAGAGUUUGACCGCCAUGAGCUUUUGAUAUACGAGGAGGUGGCACGGAUGCCACCCUUUCGUAGGAAGACACUCAUCCUCAUAGGUGCCCAAGGAGUAGGCAGGAGGAGUCUGAAGAACAAACUGUUGACCUUUGACCCAUCAAGAUAUGGCACCACUACUCCAUAUACCUCUCGGAAGAGAAAGGAAGGAGAAUGGGAUGGCCAGUCGUACUCCUUUGUGUCGCGGGCAGAGAUGGAGCAGGACAUCAAAGCCGCCCGCUAUUUGGAGCAUGGAGAGUAUGAGGGCAACCUGUACGGUACAAAGAUCAGCUCCAUCCGGGAAGUGGUGGCAUCGGGCAAAAUGUGCGUUCUGGAUGUCAACCCCCAGGCAGUAAAAGUCCUCAGGACAGCAGAGUUUGUACCAUACGUUGUAUUUAUUGGUGCCCCAGAUCUGGAUACCUUAAAAGCAAACAACCUUUCUGCCGUGGAAGCUGGUCUGACAGCCAAGCAGCUGUCGGAUGCUGAACUCCUGCGCAUUAUUGAGGAAAGCGAACGUCUCCAACAGGCGUACGGCCAUUUCUUCGACCUCAGUCUGGUCAACUCUGACCUAGACCAGACCUUCCAGGAUCUGCAGGUGGCUUUGGAGAAACUUCGCACCGAGCCCCAGUGGGUUCCUGUCAGCUGGGUCUAUUAGAGCUCCCCAAUUUCCACAAAAAAACCCUAUAUAUUUUUAGAGCAAUGGUGAACUUAAUAACUAGACCCUCCUGCACACUUCAUCCAAGUUGUCCUUCUUUCAACCUAUCUCCUUGCUCAUAACUCACCUAGGUUUAGUUACAGAUACAUAGCUAGUUACAGCAGAAAAGAUCCAAUUUGCCCCAAUUUGUCUCCCUUUUUUUGAAACAUGUAUUACUUAAUUCUUAAGGGUCGCUCUACGCACACCCCAAGCUUUUGUGAACCCCUUUACUAUGUUUGCCUGGUUCCACCGGAAAUCUACUCAACUACUGAACGUCUACUACCAUCUUCCAUCUUUAUGGUUCCUUAGAUGACCAUCAAAUUAGGUUCCUGCCAAACGAUCUGAUAGCACCUCAUUUUAAUUUAGCGCAUACAAAGAACCCCAAACAUUAUAUCUUCCCAAGAUAUUUAGGUCUUACCCGCCAUUUAUGAACCCAGAACAGUUUAAUGUACAAGUCGUGAUGUAGCCUACAUGAAGGACACUUCUGUUGAGGUGAUCCUCAUUGGAAUCCGCAUCGCUGCCGUGUUUAGGUCCAAAAAGGAACUAAAAGCAGAAUAAAAACGUGUAACACACUUCAACUUAGGAUCUCCACAGCGUAACACUGCCAAAAAAAAAACGAGCAAUGUAUAUAUUUAUGAACCCGGCGUGUAAUUAAUGUGUAUGCCUCGUGUAUGUGUCCUGUGCUGUAUAUUUUGGGCUUCAAUAAAGAGUAAAAUAUAUAUAUAUAUUAAGCAAACCA
Messenger RNA from Spea bombifrons (plains spadefoot toad), 2607 nucleotides. RefSeq names its product MAGUK p55 scaffold protein 2 (gene MPP2). Gene Ontology annotation, molecular function: protein binding. The transcript is spliced from 12 exons. NCBI's taxonomy places the organism in Eukaryota, Metazoa, Chordata, Amphibia, Anura, Pelobatidae. The coding region runs from base 153 to 1829 and encodes 558 amino acids. The record is from RefSeq and is a predicted model, not a curated record. Gene Ontology annotation, cellular component: plasma membrane; cell-cell junction.